This is a messenger RNA of Heterocephalus glaber (naked mole-rat), 2941 nucleotides long. The record is from RefSeq and is a predicted model, not a curated record. Lineage: Eukaryota; Metazoa; Chordata; Mammalia; Rodentia; Bathyergidae.
CCUGGGGCCGGACCCUGCUCUGACCUUGCAGGCUGAGGACCUUGACCCCGGCUCGGCAUGCCUCUGAGCCUCAAUUUCCUUAUUUGUAAAGGGGGAGCAGCCCCAUGGAGGGGAGUGUCCACGCUGGCCCAGGGGCAGUCCCCGGCUCCCACAGUGCACCCCGCAGACUGGAGUGCAGCGGGCAGCCGGCCUGGCCCCCGCCGCAUGCACUGGAGCAGGAGGGAUUGCUGCAGGCAGCAGUUCCCCAGGGCUCCGCACACUGGGCUGGGCUUGAGGGAAGCACCUGUUGUGCCCAGGCCGCAGCCAAGGGGCUGGGUGGACGCCGUCUCUGUCCACUGCACCCAGCACGCACUCAGGGUCGGGCUGCCUGGACACCGCUGCCAUCACAGCCCCGGAGCCUGGGAAUCCAGGCCCAGAGCCGCCUGCCAGGAAAUUCCCAGAGUUCCUGUGGGCCGAGUCAGCCCGGGUGUCCUGGGACACGGCCCGGAGCCGCGGGGAGUGACCGCUGGGCCCUGGCCAGGUUUGUCCAGCGUCACCAGCGCCAGGGGACUGGCAGAGCCACCCAGGGGUGAGGCCGCUGUGGGCCAGCGCCUGGGCCAUGGGCUGAGCCUGAGGGUGCCGGGCCCACAUGGAGAGCCUGUCAUUGUCAGGGAAAAACAAAAGCAGAGCCGGGGCAGGCAGGUUGGUUCAGGACAAGCCCAGGAGGGACCACCAGCCACUCUCCCGCAGGACCACGAGGCGGAAGCGAAAGGAAAGGCCAAGCCGGGCCUUCGGGGGACUUCAGCGGACAGGAGCUGUGGCCCCUGCCAGGAUCGGCCUGAGAGCGCAGGGGGUGGGGCCACCCAGAGCGAGGGAUCAAGGGAGCGAGGGGCGGGUCAGCGGCCUCGCCCUCAGCAGCAGGGCGUAAGGAGGCCUCUGGGCGGUCGCCAGCCUCGCCCCAACCGCCCAGUCAUCCCCACGUCGCAGGAAGCCUUCCACGCCUUCCACCAGGACCUCAGCUUCGUGCGGAAGUUCCUGCGGCCCCUACUGAUCGGAGAGCUGGCCCCGGAGGAGCCUGGCCAGGACGGACCUCAGAACGCCCGGCUCAUCGAGGACUUCCGAGCCCUAUGCCAGACAGCCAAGGACAUGCACCUGUUCGAGGCCGACCCUGGCUUCUUCGCCCUCAUGCUGGGCCACAUCCUGGCCAUGGAGCUGCUGGCCUGGCUGCUCGUCUACCUCCUGGGCCCCGGCUGGGUGCCCAGCACGCUCGCCGCCCUCGUCCUGGGCAUCUCCCAGCACGACCUCGGCCACGCCUCCGUCUUCCCCACGCCCCGGUGGAACCGCGUGGCCCAGCAGUUCGUCAUGGGGCAGCUGAAGGGCUUCUCGGCCCACUGGUGGAACUUCCGCCACUUCCAGCACCACGCCAAGCCCAACGUCUUCCACAAGGACCCGGACGUGACGCUGGCGCCCGUCUUCCUGCUUGGGGAGUCCUCUGUGGAGUACGGCCGGAAGAAGCGCAGAUACCUGCCCUACAACCACCAGCACCUCUACUUCUUCCUCAUCGGCCCCCCGCUGCUAACCCUGGUGAACUUCGAGGUGGAGAACCUGGUGUACAUGCUCGUGUGCCUGCAGUGGGCGGACCUGCUCUGGGCCGCCAGUUUCUACGCCCGCUUCUUCCUGGCCUACAUCCCCUUCCACGGAGUCCAAGGGGCGCUGCUGCUCUACGUGGCCGUCAGGGUCCUGGAGAGCCACUGGUUCGUGUGGGUCACGCAGAUGAACCACAUCCCCAAGGACAUCGGCCAAGAGAAGCACCGAGACUGGGUCAGCUUGCAGCUGGCGGCCACCUGCAACGUGGAGCCGUCGCCCUUCAUCGACUGGUUCAGCGGGCACCUGAACUUCCAGAUUGAGCACCACCUCUUCCCCACGAUGCCCAGGCACAACUACCGCAGGGUGGCGCCGCUGGUCCAGGCGCUGUGUGCCAGGCACGGCCUUCUCUACGAGGUCAAGCCCUUCCUCACCGCCAUGGCGGACAUUGUUGGGUCCCUGAAGAGGUCCGGGAACGCCUGGCUGGACGCCUACCUCCACCAGUGACUGCGGGAGCAGACUGGGCCGGGACCCGCGCGGCACCCCAGGAGCCGCUGCCUGCCCUCCCGAAGCCCUGUCCAGUGGAGCCCUCAGAGCGGAGGGAGGGUGCAGAAGCCACACCUCAGCACAGCACGUUUUUCCACACCAGAAUUGGGGAAAACUGUUAUUUUUAUAUAAAAGCCAAGCCAGCUUUACUGUGGAGCAGAGCGAUGAAUGUGCAUGGAUUUAGGGGCGGGGAUCUGCCCGGCUCUCAGAGGCUGGGAGGUCUCGGGGUACCAGGGGUGGUGGCAGAGUGCAAGUGUCUGUUUAGGGCAAUUCCCGGGCAGGGUCACUGCACCAGCUGCAGGCCCACUUCCCUGGGGCACCCUGUGGUCUGGACGGAUCCCUCUGGGAGUGGAAAGGCCCACAUGCUGCAGAGCUUCUUCUUUCCCUGCCUGCCGUGGGCACGGGGCUGGGGAGAUGCUGUGCCUCCGCCCAAGGCCCCUCCACAGGUGGCUCAGCCUGCGAACCCCAUCCCAAGGCCUGAGCCCCGACGCUGGCAUGACCGUGGGUGUCCAGGGCAGGCCCCUCAGCCCCGUGCUGUCAAGAGUGCUGUGUGGCUCCCAGGCCUCCUUCUGGGAAGUCCCCUGCCCAGCCUGGGCCAGGGCGUGUGGGGGCACCCUCGUCUGCUCACAUCAGUUGCCCCCAGGCCACGGAGCCUUCACCCUCUUCCUGGGGCCUAGGGGCCUGGCCACGCUGGGGUGUGGGGUGUGGAGGGCCCUGGCCACGACUUGAGGCUGUGCGGCCUGGGGGAAGUUAUUCAGCCUCUGACUCUAGUGCUACCUCCUAGGUGAUGGAAAAUAAAAGGAUCACAUUUUGUGCCCUUGGUCCACCCCUU